UGUUUUGACUGCCAGCAGGAGGUUUAUAAACAGCCUGAACUCCGGAUAAAUUUCACAUUUAAGGAGAUGCACUGAGACGUGUGACGGUGUGACGUGUGAGAUGUUUAUUUCGACAGACGGCGAUGGAAACGCGUUAAUUCGGUGUUACAGCAAAGCUCGUGGGGUUAGACGGAGCAGCAGAGGGUACUGCUAGCGAUAAUGCUAAUGCUAACUGCUGGCACAAAACCUAUAGCACUGUAUUUUUUUUUUCCUUUAACGUUAUUUUGACAUUUUGUGAAGAAUUAACCUAGAAUUUACAACAACAACAACAAAACUCCACCUGUUGUCUCCGCUGGGUUGAUUACGUCAUCACACGUCAUCGCUUCCUCCUCCUCCUCCUCCUCCUGGGUCCGGACUCUCACCUGGAGCUCUGAGGCUGAUCUGGGACGGAGCUGAUGAAGCAGCAGGAGGCAGCGUGACGAUGGCGAGCUGCUGGAAGGCCACCCACUCUGCUGCUUUCACACGCCGCUGCUUGUUGUUGUUUGUGUUUGUGUUGUUGUUUGUGUUUGUGUUGACGGCGGAGGGUGCCGGCGCUGAGGUUACGAACAGCUCGGUGAUCGUGAGGCAGAUAGAUGGCCAGUUUGAGACCAGCUACCUCGACACGGUGACCAGCCACGAGCAGAUCAUCUACACCUUCAACCACACCGUCACCCGCAACAAGACGGAGGGGGUCCGGGUGUCAGUGGAGCUCCUGUCAGAGAGCACGAAGAGCCCCGUGUUGUUCGUAGUCAGGCAGAAGCAGGCCGUACUCUCCUUCCAAGUUCCUCUCAUCCUGCGUGGCCUUUAUCAGAGGAAGUACCAGUACACCCAGGUGAGCCGAACCCUGUGCCAGCCCCCGACGCUCGCCCUCUCUGAGACCCAGUUCUUCUAUGUGGACGUGUCCACUCUGUCCACCUCCAGCAUCCAGUUCCAGCUGCGGGUCAGCCGGGUGGAAAGCUUCACGCUGCAGACAAAUAAGAAGUUCAGCUUCAAUGCAACGCCUUCUCAACCACAGUUUUUUAAGUACGUGUUUCCAGAAGGAGCGGACACGGUUAUUGUGAAAGUCAACUCAGAGAAGAACUUUCCCUGCUCCGUCAUGUCUGUUCAGGACAUCCAGUGUCCCGUGUACGACCUGGACAACAACGUGGCGUUCAUCGGGAUGUACCAGACCAUGACCAAGAAGGCUGCCAUUACAGUGCAGAGGAAGGAUUUCCCCAGCAACAGCUUCUACGUGGUGAUCGUGGUGAAGACCGAGGACGAGGCGUGCGGCGGGCCGCUCAGGUUCUACCCCCUCUCGCCUGACGAGCUGAUGGACGCCGGGAACCGGAGCAAGACCCUGGACGUGGUUGUGUCUCCUGCCAUCGACUCCGAGGCGUACGUUAUGGGAAUGCUGUUCUGUCUCGGGAUCUUCCUGUCCUUCUACAUUUUGACCUUCCUGAUGGCCUGCAUCGAAAACAAAAGAAUGCACAAAAAGAAGGAGGAGCUUCUGAAGCCAGCUGACAUGUCGCCGGCGGAGACGGCCUCUCUCUUAGGAAAAACUCCAGCCUCUCCGUACGAAUAUGGCUCAUUUGCUGAUAACGCCAGCACUCUGAGCUCAGAGCCCGUGACGGACAGCCUGGCCUCCACCGAUGCUAAUUACGGCUUCAUGGGACAGGAGGCUUUCAAGCGUCGACCAAUCAGCACGCACCACAUAGUCGUCCGCUUCGAGCGCUCGUUACACACGGUGGGUGGCUGCGGACUGGAGGACGAUGACUCGGUGGAGGAGGACGACUACGACACGCUGACGGACAUCGACUCGGACAAGAACAUCGUCCGCACCAAGAAGUACCUGUGUGUCUCUGACCUCGCCCGGAAAGACAAGCGAGUGCUGAGCAAGAAGUACCAAAUCUACUUCUGGAACAUUGCCACCAUCGCUGUGUUCUACGCUCUGCCUGUGAUCCAGCUGGUCAUCACUUAUCAGACGGUUGUAAAUGUGACAGGAAAUCAAGACAUCUGCUACUACAACUUCCUGUGUGCACAUCCGCUAGGAGCUCUGAGCUCAUUUAACAACAUCCUGAGUAACCUUGGUUACGUGAUGCUUGGUCUCCUCUUCCUGCUCAUCGUCCUGCAGAGGGACGUCGUUCACAAGCGCGCGCUCAUGCGCAACGACAUCACCGCACUGGAGUGCGGCAUCCCCAAACACUUCGGUCUGUUCUACGCCAUGGGCACGGCGCUGAUGAUGGAGGGCUUGCUCAGUGCCUGCUACCACGUCUGCCCCAACUACACCAACUUCCAAUUCGACACGUCGUUUAUGUACAUGAUCGCGGGGUUGUGUAUGCUGAAACUGUACCAGAAGCGACACCCGGACAUCAACGCCAGCGCCUACUCCGCCUACGCCUGCCUCGCCGCCGUCAUCUUCUUCUCCGUGCUCGGGGUGGUGUUUGGGAAAGGGAACACAGUAUUCUGGAUCGUCUUCUCUGUGCUACACAUCGUGUUCACACUGUUGCUCAGCACUCAGCUCUACUACAUGGGCCGCUGGAGGCUAGAUUCAGGUAUCUUGCGCAGGAUACUUCAUGUGAUCUACACAGACUGCAUUCGCCAGUGCAGUGGACCCAUGUACAUAGAUCGUAUGGUGCUGCUGGUGAUGGGCAACAUUGUGAACUGGUCUCUGGCUGCGUACGGUCUCAUUAAAAAGCCAAACGACUUCGCUUCGUACCUGCUGGCCAUCGCCAUCUGUAACCUGCUGCUGUACUUCGCCUUCUACAUCAUCAUGAAGCUUCGGAGCGGUGAACGGAUCAAGUGUUUGCCGUUGGUGUGUAUUCUGUUCACGGCUGUAGUUUGGGGCUUCGCUCUUUUCUUUUUCUUUCAGGGACUCAGCACCUGGCAGAAAACGCCGGCGGAGUCUCGAGAGCACAAUCGCGACUGCAUCCUUCUCUUUUUCUUUGACGAUCACGACAUCUGGCACUUCCUGUCCUCGAUCGCCAUGUUCGGCUCCUUCCUGGUCCUGCUGACGAUGGACGACGACCUCAACAAGGUUCAACGAGACAAGAUCUAUGUCUUCUAGCACCUUCUUUUUUGAAUUGUCAUAGAAUUGUACAUUCUUCGCCUGAUUGCAGGCGUCAAACAAGUGUGAGUGAGUGUGUGCGUGCAUGUGUUUGUGUGUGGGGUAAAGGGUUAGGGCUCCCUACUGCACAUGGAUGCUAAUAGGACACUGAACGUGCCAAUCAAACCUGCCGCAUUUAUCAGAGCGCUGACCGACACGAAGGCGGGUGAGCGUCUCAAAGCUGAGAGAAGAAAACCUGCCAAGCAAACAGCAAUGCAUUUACUGUACACACUGUACACGCUGAGAGAGAGACAGAGUGUGUGUGUGUCUGUGUGUAUCCUGUCAACCUGUGGCCUUCUGUGGUUUUGAUCUUUGGUCCUGUUUUUGAAGGAUUGAUUGUAGCUCACUGUAACUGAGUCCUUUUCUAAGGAUGAUGAUGAUGGAAUCUACAUUGUAAAGUCUGCAACAAGAAAAAAGGUUUUAAUGACUGACAGUUACUGAAUAAAAUAUUUGUAAGGUUUUCUACACUGUGAA
This is a messenger RNA of Clarias gariepinus (North African catfish), 3574 nucleotides long. RefSeq names its product SID1 transmembrane family, member 2 (gene sidt2). Gene Ontology annotation, cellular component: membrane. The transcript is spliced from 29 exons. NCBI's taxonomy places the organism in Eukaryota, Metazoa, Chordata, Actinopteri, Siluriformes, Clariidae. The record is from RefSeq and is a predicted model, not a curated record. The coding region runs from base 461 to 3061 and encodes 866 amino acids.